Molecule: messenger RNA, 915 nt
Organism: Aspergillus sclerotioniger CBS 115572
Lineage: Eukaryota; Fungi; Ascomycota; Eurotiomycetes; Eurotiales; Aspergillaceae
Product: 3-hydroxyacyl-CoA dehydrogenase family protein
Exons: 3
Coding region: 1-915 (304 amino acids)
Biological process (GO): fatty acid metabolic process
Molecular function (GO): oxidoreductase activity, acting on the CH-OH group of donors, NAD or NADP as acceptor; NAD+ binding
Source: RefSeq, a predicted model, not a curated record
AUGGCCUCUCGGGCCUUCAGCACCUCGCCCGCCGCUUAUGCUGCCGAGGUUAAGUCGCUGGGCGUCAUUGGAGCUGGUCAGAUGGGGCUGGGAAUUGCUCUCGUCGCUGCUCAGAAGGCCCAAGUUCCCGUGACUCUGAUCGACAACUCCCAAGCAUCCAUCGACAAGGGCCUCAAGUUUGCCGACAAGCUUCUCGAGAAGGAUGUAUCCAAGGAACGCCUCACCCGAGAUGCGGCCGACGCCGUCCGGGCCCGCAUCACACCCAGCCUGAAGAUGGACGACUUGUCAUCCAUCGACUUCAUUAUCGAGGCCGUCCCUGAGAUCCCCAAUCUCAAGACAUCCAUCUUCACCCAACUCGCUCAGAUCGCUCCCAAACACUCCAUUCUCGCAACCAACACCUCCUCCAUCUCCAUCACCAAGAUUGCAGCCGCCACCACCACAGACCCCACCGACCUCCAGGCCCCCUCGCGCGUCAUCUCCACCCACUUCAUGAACCCCGUCCCAAUCCAAAAGGGCGUAGAGAUUAUCGCGGGCUUGCAAACCUCCAAGGAGACGAUAGACACGGCUAUUGCCUUCGUGCAGCGCAUGGGUAAGGUCGCGUCUGUCUCGGCGGACUCGCCGGGAUUCCUUGCCAAUCGCAUUCUCAUGCCGUAUAUUAAUGAGGCAAUUAUCUGCCUUGAGACAGGCGUCGGCGGUCGCGAGGACAUUGACAAUAUCAUGAAGACCGGCACCAAUGUCCCGAUGGGCCCCCUGACCUUGGCCGAUUUUAUCGGUCUCGAUACCUGCCUGGCUAUCAUGAAUGUUUUGCACCAGGAAACCGGGGACAGUAAGUACCGGCCAUCCGGAUUGUUGAAGCGCAUGGUCGAUGCCGGCUGGCUGGGCAAGAAGUCCGGCAAGGGCUUCUAUGACUACUGA